This is a messenger RNA of Ambispora leptoticha, 207 nucleotides long. The record is from the annotation of a GenBank genome assembly. Lineage: Eukaryota; Fungi; Glomeromycota; Glomeromycetes; Archaeosporales; Ambisporaceae.
AUGAUUCAUACGCUACAUAGUCGCAAUGAAGUACUUGACAUACUACAUUGUCUUGAGAUCACUGAUAACAAUGCCGUUUUCAGCAAAUUUAAGCAUCUUCAUGGGUUACUUGUUUUAAAGGCGUACCUAGUCGAAUGGAGACAGGAUGAUGAGAUCGUACUGAAAAAGUGUUGCCAAAACUACCAAUUUUGGCUCGAAAUACCAUAA